Messenger RNA from Cynocephalus volans (Philippine flying lemur), 6400 nucleotides. It is a transcript of the gene SECISBP2L, whose product is annotated as SECIS binding protein 2 like. The transcript is spliced from 18 exons. Gene Ontology annotation, biological process: selenocysteine incorporation. The record is from RefSeq and is a predicted model, not a curated record. Lineage: Eukaryota; Metazoa; Chordata; Mammalia; Dermoptera; Cynocephalidae. Gene Ontology annotation, molecular function: ribonucleoprotein complex binding; mRNA 3'-UTR binding; selenocysteine insertion sequence binding. Bases 136 to 3435 code for a protein of 1099 amino acids. Gene Ontology annotation, cellular component: ribonucleoprotein complex.
GACUCGGGGUUGGGGCCAGCCGGUUAGGCUCGGAGGUCCAGAGGCCAGUCUGGACCCGAGCGGGGGGCCAUGGAGAAAGCGGCCCGAGGCGCUCUUCACACCAACUAGCACGGGCCCGUUGCGGCUACAGGCGCCAUGGAUCGAACCCCCACAGACCAGAAUGUCAAGCUGUCAGCUGAGGUAGAGCCAUUUAUUCCUCAGAAGAAGAAUCCUGAUACAUUUAUGAUCCCUAUGGCUCUCCCAAAUGAUAAUGGAAGUGUUUCUGGUAUAGAACCAACUGCAAUUCCCAGCUACCUGAUUACUUGUUAUCCAUUUGUGCAAGAAAACCAGUCUAAUAGACAAUUUCCUUUAUAUAACAGUGAUAUACGAUGGCAACAGCCCAAUCCAAACCCUACUGGACCAUACCUUGCCUACCCCAUUAUAUCUGCUCAGCCACCUGUUUCGACAGAGUAUACAUAUUAUCAGCUGAUGCCAGCACCAUGUGCCCAAGUUAUGGGUUUCUAUCAUCCUUUUCCUACACCUUACUCCAAUACGUUCCAGGCUGCAAAUACUGUAAGUGCUAUAACCACAGAAUGCACAGAACGUCCAAAUCAGCUUGGACAGGUCUUCCCAUUGUCCAGUCAUCGAAGCAGAAAUGGUAACAGAGGGUCCGUGGUACCAAAACUUAUACAGCAGCAUAUAAAAAGCAAAAAGCCACUGGUGAAAAAUGUAGCUACUCAGAAAGAAACAAAUGCAGCAGGUCCUGAUAAUCGAUCAAAGAUUGUGCUCCUGGUAGAUGCUUCUCAGCAAACUGAUUUCCCAUCAGAUAUUGCUAACAAGUCUCUCUCGGAGAGUACUGCCACAAUGCUCUGGAAGUCCAAAGGUAGAAGGAGAAGAGCAUCCCACCCCACUGCUGAAUCCUCUAGUGAGCAGGGAGCUAGUGAAGCCGACAUUGACAGUGACAGUGGUUAUUGCAGUCCCAAACACAGCAACAACCAACCCACAGCGGGGGCUUUGAGAAAUCCUGACUCCGGGACCAUGAACCAUGUGGAAUCAUCUGUAUGUGCAGGUGGUGUAAAUUGGUCCAAUGUAACUUGCCAGGCAACUCAGAAAAAACCUUGGAUGGAAAAAACCCAAACAUUUUCUAGAGGUGGAAGGCAAACUGAACAAAGAAAUAAUUCACAGGUUGGAUUCACAUGCCGAGGACACGGUACUUCCUCUGAAAGAAGACAGAAUUUGCAAAAGAGACAAGAUAAUAAGCAUUUAAACCCUAGUCAAUCCCAUAGAAGUGACACAAAUUCUGAGUCUUUAUAUUUUGAGGAUGAAGAUGGGUUUCAAGAACUAAAAGAAAAUGGAAAUGCUAAGGAUGAGAAUAUUCAACAGAAACUUUCUUCAAAAGUAUUGGAUGAUUUACCUGAAAACUCCCCAAUCAAUAUAGUUCAGACUCCAAUUCCCAUUACCACCUCAGUCCCUAAACGUGCAAAAAGUCAGAAGAAGAAAGCUUUAGCAGCAGCCCUUGCCACAGCUCAAGAAUAUUCAGAAAUAAGCAUGGAGCAAAAAAAGUUACAGGAAGCUUUAUCAAAGGCAGCUGGAAAAAAGAACAAAACACCUGUACAGCUAGAUUUGGGGGAUAUGUUAGCUGCUCUGGAAAAACAACAACAAGCAAUGAAAGCACGUCAAAUUACUAAUACCAGACCUCUGUCAUAUACAGUGGUUACUGCAGCAUCUUUUCACACUAAAGACUCUACUAACAGAAAACCUUUAACCAAAAGUCAGCCUUGUUUGACAUCCUUUAAUUCUUUGGACAUUACUUCCUCUAAAGCAAAAAAAGGAAAAGAGAAGGAAAUCGCAAAACUAAAACGACCCACAGCACUUAAAAAGGUUAUCUUGAAAGAAAGAGAGGAAAAGAAGGGGCGUUUAACUGUGGACCACAAUCUUUUGGGAUCUGAGGAACCAACAGAAAUGCACUUAGAUUUUAAUGAUGAUUUGCCGCAGGAGAUUGUUUCCCAGGAAGAUACUGGACUGAGCAUGCCCAGUGAUACUUCGCUCUCUCCAGCAAGUCAGAACUCUCCGUACUGUAUGACACCUGUGUCACAAGGUUCUCCUGCUAGUUCUGGGAUAGGCAGUCCAAUGGCAUCUUCAACAAUAACCAAAAUUCACAGCAAAAGAUUUAGAGAGUAUUGUAAUCAAGUUCUUUGUAAAGAGAUUGAUGAAUGUGUGACUCUUCUUCUCCAAGAGCUUGUAAGUUUCCAGGAACGCAUCUACCAAAAGGAUCCUGUGCGAGCAAAAGCGAGGAGACGACUGGUUAUGGGCUUAAGGGAGGUUACCAAACAUAUGAAGUUAAACAAGAUCAAGUGUGUUAUCAUUUCUCCAAACUGUGAAAAAAUCCAGUCAAAAGGUGGCCUAGAUGAGGCUCUCUAUAAUGUUAUAGCCAUGGCACGGGAACAAGAAAUUCCUUUUGUGUUUGCCCUUGGAAGAAAAGCUUUAGGACGUUGUGUGAACAAGCUGGUUCCCGUUAGUGUAGUGGGAAUCUUCAACUACUUUGGUGCUGAGAGCUUGUUUAAUAAGUUAGUAGAACUCACUGAGGAAGCCAGGAAAGCAUAUAAAGAUAUGGUUGCAGCAAUGGAACAAGAGCAGGCUGAGGAAGCCUUAAAGAAUGUGAAAAAGGUACCACACCACAUGGGGCAUUCUCGGAAUCCCUCUGCAGCAAGCGCCAUUUCUUUCUGCAGUGUUAUUUCUGAACCCAUCUCUGAAGUAAAUGAAAAGGAAUAUGAAACAAAUUGGAGAAACAUGGUGGAAACUUCAGAUGGAUUGGAAACAUCAGAAAAUGAGAGAGAGGUUUCUUGUAAGCACAGCACUUGUGAAAAACCCAGUAAACUUUCAUUGGAUACAACCCCUGUUGGUAAGCAGCCACCGUUAUUGGCUACGGGCAGUACUACCUCAGCUAUAAACCCUGGGAAAUCCACAGCAAGUGAUAAAGAGGAAGCGAAGCCAGACGACCUGGAAUGGGCCUCACAGCAGAGUACAGAGACUGGCUCUUUGGAUGGCAGUUGUCGAGAUCUUUUGAAUUCCUCCAUCACUAGCACCACCAGCACUCUUGUACCUGGCAUGCUUGAAGAAGAGGAUGAUGAAGAGGAGGAAGAGGAGGAAGAUUAUACUCAUGAACCCAUAUCUGUAGAAGUGCAGCUCAAUAGUAGAAUUGAGUCUUGGGUCUCAGAGACCCAGAGAACUAUGGAAACCCUUCAGCUUGGAAAAACCCUUAAUGGUUCUGAGGAAGACAAUGUGGAGCAAAGUGGAGAAGAGGAAGCAGAGGUGCCUGAGGUGCUGGAACCUGGGACGGACAGUGAGGCAUGGACUACUGACCAAAAAGCCAGUCCUGAGCAGCAGAAGUCCAGCAACUGCAACUCAGUGAACAAAGAGCACUCUGAUUCUAAUUAUACACCCCAAAAUAUAUAACUCAGGAAGUGUCAGCUGUCUAUCUCUAACUGUGUAAGGGUUGCACCAUUACCUUUUAUGCUUCAUCUCAAUAUUUUGCACUGUCUUGUAUUUAAUAUAUGUAUUUAAUUCAUGACAAAUGUUUUUGUAGCAUUUACUUGUUUUGUUAUGAUCGAUAGCUUAGCUUUUAAUUAGCAUCUAAAGUGUCUUUCUAAGAACUAUGUGGAAAAUUCAGAUCUGUUUCAACUUACUUUGUAAUGGAAAAUAAUGAUUAAAAAAGACCAGGUUUAAAGAAAACACAUUUAAAUGCUUAUUUAGAGUCAUUUUGAAAGGUAAGAUGAAGCUUCUAAAGAUAGAAGCAGUAACCAAUGUUUUCUUCAAGACUAUAUUUUCUUCACUCUAAUAUUUCUGACCAAAAAGUUGUUUGGGCUUCUUACAAAAAGACUGGAGGUAGAGUCAGAAAACUAAAUAAAAGGCUGAGGAUAACUAAGUCCACAAAGUGUUUUAUGUUAAAAAAUUGGUGCAACUUUUAUUUGGUUCACAAAUGCUUAUUUUAGAAGUCAUUGAUCAUCGUAACCAAUUAAAAUUGAGAUGGACUGAAACAGAGCCUCCAAAACUUAGGCUAGCAUUGGAGCCACCAUCGUAGAUUAGAGCUAGCUAGCCUCAUUUGUGGAGCGUGAUAUUUGUCUGUAAUAGUGAACAGUCACCCACCAUAGGACCUUCCAGGUUCUGUCUCAUAUUUACUUCUUUCUUACCUCAGGAAUGCUCUUGUACAUAGUCUUAUUUACAUAAGGUUAGGCAAAUUUUGACAGGUGAAUAACUAUAACCGAUCAUAUGGACUACAGCACUUACAUGUAAACUAUCCAGAAAAUGUCUUAUUACUGUGUGUUCUCUUGCAUGGUUCUGGUUCAGGGCCCUUUUGAUUUGAGAUAUGAAUUUGAUUAAGUAUCCAAGCUUGUCCUGAGUACAAAACCAUUUCAACUUUUUAAAAAUAUGUAAUUUGAGCCUAGCCUUGAGCACCUUUCACAUAGUAACAACUGUAGUUACUGACAGGAGGUCAGGGGAAGGAACUUCGGACAACUUACUUAUAACAUGUAUCCUGAUAAUCAAGGCUCUUAGAAGAAGAUGUUUUAGAAGAAAAGAGAAAGUUGUUCUAAUUGUGUUGAAACUAUUAGAUUUAGAGUAUACAGAUAUAUACAGGUAUUAAUUCUUUAUUCACUAUGAUUUAUCUCUACCCUUCUUUAGGAAUGUGUAUACCUGCUUGAGAGAAAUUAAACUUACUGAGCUAAAUAUUUUAUUUGUUAGUCACCAUCUGGACUUUACAAGUGACCUCUACAAGUUUAUGUAAUGGUGAGAGAAUUACAAAUGUUUUUCUGCUUUCCCAUCCAAAUUCCCACUUUCCCUCACAACCCAAUCCCAACUGGCCAACACACACACACUUUCCACUUACAAGCUCCCAUUAGCAGGCACAAAACCGAGGAGGGAGAGGUAUUUUCCCUGCCCUGGUUAUGUGGGCAGGGCUUUGCCUCACAGAGGCAGGAAAGAAGAAUUGGGCAAAUUCUUUACUGAACUCAUUGGGACUACUGUGCUAGUUUUGAUGUUUUAUGAUGAUGCUGGCAUUUAAUUACUGGAGAGAUUAGAUUCUUGGUUGAUGAUUUAGUAUUUGUGAAUUGUGAAAGUUUAGAAGCGUUGCUGUAUAGAAAAUGUCAGUCUAUCAACUUUAUUAGUGUGCUAAAAGGGGACAUUAUUAUACUGUCCUGUCUAAACUGUUCUUCAGUAUCGACUUCUUAGGCACUAAUUAUCCAGUACCUAAAGGAACACAGCACGUAAGGAAUGAAGCCUCUGAAAUAGUAAUCAUGGAUUUAUAUGUGGCAGAUCUUACUGUCUCUACACAUUCGGAAGUAUUAGUUGAUUUAAAGAAAUGAUAGAGGUUUUGAUCUACUGACAAUCUUAGAAGUGAAUUAAAAAACUUUUCAUACUUUUUAUGGUGUAAAUUUCUUUGCUCAGUGUCAGUGAUUCAGAUAACUCUUGAUCUUGAGAUAAUAGCUUUUCAAAAGUUUCUUAUAUUUUAUAUCUCUACUGAACGUGAAUCGUCAUUUUAGAUUUUUGACAUUUGUAUCAAAAGAGAAGUUGAGAUCUUCAGAACACCAAUAACUUUUCAUUUUGAUAUACACUUUGGAAGUGUUAUAUGUUCGAUAAAUGCUUUUGCACAUGCAGUACCUCUUCUGCCAGCAAAUCCAAGGGACCAUCGCCUUUUUUGUAUGAGUCAGGUCACCUCUAGAAGAUAACCCAAGAUUUAUUAAAGGAAAUGCUACGAUGUUGAGAGUAUGCUUAAAUAAGUGUUAAUAAUGUCUUUAUAAUUAGUUUCCUUUAGAUAAAUUUUGGAAUUUGUGUAUAUUGAAUUGCAGGCUUGGAAGAAGUGUGAAAAUUAGGAAAGUGUUUUGUUUUUUUGGGAGUUGGAAUGGUUGGCUCUUUGAAGACCUAGAAAGAGAUCUAAUGUUAGAAAGAGAUCUAAUGGUUAGGAAGAGUAGGAGUUCAUUAUUGCAAGAAUUAAAAAUGAUAGUGAUUUUUUUUUCUUAGUGUAUAGACAUUGUUUUACUGGCAAUAAUUAAUAUUAGAUUUCUAUUUCAGUACAUGAGUAUAUGAAUUACAAUACGAAUUACACUCUCAAAAUUAGAUUUUUGCUUCAGUAGGUUUGUUUGCUGUGAAGAUUAUUUCUCAAAAGACAAAUGUUCAUAUGAGCUUAAUUUUUGGUUUAAAUAUGUUUGUAAAUGAUGUAAUAUAUUUCUUUUGACUAAACAAAACAGUGGAAAAAUAUUGUGUUAUACAUUGAAAAGUUUUUACAGGUUUUGACUGGAAGUCAUUUUUGCGGAGAUGGUAUUUUAUAUGCUUCCAGUAUUUGGAAAGAAUUAGUCAAAAGGAAUUCACAUAGUUUAAAUAUUGAGAAAUUAAUAUCCAAAUAAUGUACUUGUCUGAUUUCUUAAUA